Peromyscus maniculatus bairdii (prairie deer mouse) is the source of this 1605-nucleotide messenger RNA. The record is from RefSeq and is a predicted model, not a curated record. Lineage: Eukaryota; Metazoa; Chordata; Mammalia; Rodentia; Cricetidae.
GAUGUUUCAAAAGAGAAGAAGUCUUGUGGCAAUGCCUCAGUGGUCCAGGUAACUACCAGAACUCAGAAAUCCAUGACGGAGACUAAGGCAGCAGAGAUGAAACACAUAGAUGUACAUACAGGAAAUAAUAAAGAAAAAGUCAGUAAAGCCACGAAGAACAAAAGAAAGGUGGAUGCUGAAGCCCAUCCGUCAGAUGAGCCUGUGAAUGAGGAACCAGUGACAAAAAAGAAAAAAAAAGAUGAAAGCAAAUCCAAAAAUAGUACCGAGGUGCCAAAGGAUGACAGCAAGACAGAGGAGACUAAGGGGGACAAUAAAAAGCAAAAUACUUCCAUUAAAAAAGGUGGAAAAAAGAAACCUCAAAAAGGUAAAUCAAGUAAGAAAGGCAGCAGACCUGCUCAGGAGACACAGAAGGAGACCACUCUGGCAGAGCCUCCUUCCAUGGAGCUGGCUCAGGAGGAGGUCUCUUCCGGUCCUGCACUCACUCAGGUGGUGGUCACCCAUACAGGCUCUACUCAGCCCGGGCUUCCUUCUCCCAUGGAUAUUGCUCAGACUGGGCCUGCUCAGAUGGAGCCGCCUCCUCCCCUGGAGCCUGCUCAGAGGGAGCUGCCUUCUCCCCUGGAGCCUCCUCAGAGGGAGCUGCCUCCUCCCACGGAGCCUCCAAAGAUGGAGCAGCCUCUUCCCAUGGAGCUUACUCAGAUGGAACAGCCUCCUCCCAUGGAGCCUGAUCAGAUGGAGCCUCCUCCUCCCAUGGAGCCUGCUCAGAGGGAGCCACCUCCUCCCAUGGAGCCUGAUCAGAUGGAGCCGCCUUCUCCCAUGGAGCCUGAUCAGAUGGAGCCGCCUUCUCCCAUGGAGUCUCAGCGGGGACAUUGUCAGAAGAAGCUGCUUUGUCCUCUGGACCAUGCUCAGGUGGAGGUUGCUCAGACAGGGCCUCCUCACAUGGGAUCUGUUCAGAAGGAGCCUCCUGCUGUCAUGGAGCCACCUCUUCAAGUGAAACCAGUCACCAAAAGGUCUUCUCCCCGAAAAGAGAGUACCAAGAAGUCGGGCAUGUGGAGUGAGGUGGUGCGGCAGGAGCAAGUCCUUAUUGAAGUUGGCUUAGUGCCUGUUAGAGAUAGCCAGCUUCUGAAGGGAAGCAGGCUCGCACAGGAUCUUCCAAAGGGAAACUCAAGAAGAGACGAGACACCCAAGGACCAAGAAAUUGGCUCUGAUGGGGAAGGAAAUAAAACGGCCCCUAUCAAGAAAGUGGGAACAGAGGAAGCUGGCAAGAGUCUGGCUAUGCUUGCUGUUCCCAAGGAAUCUACCAGUGUCUUAUCCUCGGAACAAAACUCAAAUGGGUCAGGUGGUGAAACGUUACAUGAUAAGUGUCAGACUGUUUCAGCUGGGCUUUGUGAAAUGGAAGUGGACACUGAGCAGAACCCAGACAGUGUCCCUGUGAAAGCCUCAGCACCCAAACCGGCUGACUUGAAAUCCUGGGUCCACGUGUGUAAUCCACAGCAAGUGCUGCCAUCUCCCCCUGCUGGUGAGGGAUGUCAUCGCUCCUCCCUCUUCAUGUCCUAUUUCAUCCCAGCUGCCCAUUCUGCUGAAUUGGAGACUCCCAUGAAAAAGUAG